Quercus robur (English oak) is the source of this 770-nucleotide messenger RNA. RefSeq names its product cyclin-dependent protein kinase inhibitor SMR1-like. Bases 116 to 508 code for a protein of 130 amino acids. The record is from RefSeq and is a predicted model, not a curated record. Lineage: Eukaryota; Viridiplantae; Streptophyta; Magnoliopsida; Fagales; Fagaceae. The transcript has a single exon. Gene Ontology annotation, biological process: regulation of DNA endoreduplication.
UCUCUCUCUUAUCUUCCAAAGCACUCCAUCCCAAGUCCUUUUCUCCAUAAAUAAAACUCCACACCUCUCGACUCAUUACCAACCCUUCACAAAACAAAACCACAACCUCUCCACCAUGUCCACCGAUCUCGAAUUCUUACACGACGUGUCGAAAACCCGUCUACUCACGGUCAAGACUCGAACUUCAUCAACACCCCAAGCCUUCAAUAACAUCGGUGGCGACAACAACAACAUCGGAGUUGUGGCACAAAAGAUUAACGAGGAUGAAAAUGACGUAGAAUACUACUGUCGGACUCCAACAUCCAAGGAACACAGAAUUCCCUCGAUCCUAGACUGUCCCCCGGCGCCACGUAAACCAAAAAGAGCAUCCUCAUGCAAAAGAAAACUCUCCGAGGUUCAGUUUUCCGAAAUCGUGAACUAUGAUGAGGUCGAUGCGUUUUUCAGAUCGAGCUUCGACAAGUUAGCUGUUCUUACCUCAGUCAAGAGGAACUGUUGCCCAUGUAAAUGAAUCGGCUGCCAAGGUUGAAAAUAUUACACGACUAUCUGUGUGUUUUUUUUGUUUUUUUUUUUUGAAUAAUCUUUUCUAUAUAUAUAUAAUUUGUAAUAUAUGCUGGGUAUAUAUGGAUAUGGUUGACAUGAUCAUAUAUAUCCAUCCCACUACUGCAUGAGAUUGGAUUCAGGGUCCUAAUGGGUGUCUGAAAUUUCUGACAAUUUGGGAUCUGAACCUUGAUUAAUAAUUAAUUACGUCAAUAUGAAUUUUAUGGAAUUUA